UACUCCUUCUCUAUUAUAUUUGUUAUCAAUCACACUGGCCUUGGACUCCUCCUAUCUUGGCACGACACUAUGCUCUACUACUACCUUCUACUACUUCUACUACCACCACUCGCAAAACUUCGUCUUGUUCUACCGAACACCUCCUACUACGGUUAAAGUUGCAGCCAAAGUCGUUGUCCAAAAAAAGAAUGGUGCAGCAGCCAAUUUACGCAAGGAAGUCAUUCGAAACAAGAUCCGGGCCAUCGGAAAAAUGGCACGCGUCUUCUCAGUCCUCAGGGAAGAGAGCGAGAGCGUGCUACAGCUGAAGGGACUAACGCCGACCGGCGCCCUGCCGCUCGGCGCGCUGUCUGGCGGAAAGACGUCCUUGAAAAACGCGCUGCAAGGGUUCUCGCCAAAUCACAAGAUCACGUCGUUCGCCGAGGCAAAGGGCCUCGACGCGAUAAACGAGAGGAUGCCACCGCGAAAGGACGCGCCCCCGACGCCGGUUAACGAGGAGAAGCCCGCAGUGGUGAACAAGUCGCCGGCCCCGGUGCCACAACAGCAGCAGCCCACCGACAAGCGGGACCACUCCACGACGCAACAGCCCCACUCGUGAGCCUCGCACUCGACUCCGUAAAAAGGUAACGAUGGCGAUACCCAAGUCCACAGCGGUUGCCAAAGCUACGAAUAAUACAUACAAAAACAUUUGCAUAUUAUGUACAUCUAUAUCUACAACCAUCGCUCGUCUCUUCCCGGACACUAUACUUUACAUGAGAAAAAAAACAGCGCAUCACAAAGCAUCAACAGCCAAGUAUACAGCAAACCAAUCAGUCGAGCUCGUCGAGUCCACGUGCGAGCGUCAACGAUGAAAGGAAAUGGCACCCGCGCCGGAUAUAUACUACACAUUAUGAAGAAAAUAAAAAAAAAAGAAGUAAAGGGACUGUUGCAGCGAAACGGCGAGGGAGCCUGUAUAAGUACACUUGAUUCGCUCGACUCGGGAGCCCAACGGAUAUUAUUUGCAUGUGCGUUCACAGACACACCAUAUAU
Molecule: messenger RNA, 1026 nt
Organism: Copidosoma floridanum
Lineage: Eukaryota; Metazoa; Arthropoda; Insecta; Hymenoptera; Encyrtidae
Product: serine/threonine-protein phosphatase 2B catalytic subunit 2
Biological process (GO): calcineurin-mediated signaling
Molecular function (GO): calmodulin-dependent protein phosphatase activity
Source: RefSeq, a predicted model, not a curated record